AUGUGCCUCCCAGACUUAAUUGUCUCGUGGAGCAAGCUUGAGAAAGAGAAAUGGCAGGUAGGAGUUGCUUUGAUGUGGCAGAUUUGGUGUCGACGCAAUGAUAUAAUUUUUAAUGGGAAAGAAACUCCUCACUUGAUUCUCCUUGACAGAGUCCAGCGCUUGGUAACUGAUCACAACAAAUACGCCACUAAAAUAUAUGGUGCACAGACCAGUAAACGCAGCAGUAGCACGAAGAUUUGGAAGGCUCCGAAUGGUGAAGUAAUAAAGCUGAACUGUGAUGCUUCACUACAGGUUGAAGGUUGGAUAAGGCUAGGUGUGGUUGCAAGAAACGAGAAGGGUGAUGUUCUAUUUGCUGGAUGCAAGAGGCUGCGAGGCCGCUGGCCACCAGAUGUUGCAGAGGGCAUGGCAAUUAGUUUUGCUGUGAAAUUGGGAAGGCGCUAUGGCUUGAAGCAAAUCAUCAUCGAAUCAGAUUUUCAAGGAAUAAUUUCAAGACUUGAGGCUGCUUCUACUUUCUUUUCUAAUUUGGAUAAAAUUGUAGAUGAUAUUCUUUUUACUAGUUCUCAUUUUGAUUUUAUUAGUUGGUCCAAUGUUAAACGCGAGGCAAAUUUUGUUGCUCAUCACCUCGCAAAGUUAGUGCCCUUUGGUGUAGAAUAA
Molecule: messenger RNA, 654 nt
Organism: Chenopodium quinoa (quinoa)
Lineage: Eukaryota; Viridiplantae; Streptophyta; Magnoliopsida; Caryophyllales; Amaranthaceae
Exons: 1
Coding region: 1-654 (217 amino acids)
Molecular function (GO): nucleic acid binding; RNA-DNA hybrid ribonuclease activity
Source: RefSeq, a predicted model, not a curated record